UGUAAUUAAAAAAGCUGGUUUACAGUGUAAGAUACAUCGUGUUUGAAAGUUUUAGCACACGUAUUGAUGAGUAAUUACUAACCCAUUUGUCGGUAAAAGUUCGAGCACAUUUUCUGUCGUGAAGUCAAAAAAGAAGAUAACGUAAAAGACAGAGUGCUGGAUCUUCUGCUGAAAUUGAAAACUCCGAAGUAGUUGAAGUCCCCGACUCGCGCAUUAAUGUUCCAAAACAAUCAGAUCUUCCAAUUUUAGAUGAAGGACCGGAAUGGUUUAAUUCAAUUAAGACUUAAAAAUCGUGUCUCAAAGCAAGGGUCACUUCGUGGACCGUAUUUUGGUAGCCUAAGUACAGCUGAAAAAACAACGAGAAUAUCCUCCAAUGCGAAAUAAUUUUGUAAUUUCGGACCAGCUAAAUCUUGUUUUGUAAAAUUGUCGCCAUUGUUCUUGCUUCACAAGGGACUGGGUGACGGCGAUAUCGAAAACCUUGCCGCCACCUCCUCAUAUCGAGCUCGUCAUGGCAAUGCCUUACCUCCGAACUGCAUUCAAAAGACCAACUGUGAGAGUAAGACCUGCUACCUCGGCUGAAAUGUACAAUCGUGGUAGUCGCAACACUGUUGGGGCAAUGGAUGGUCGUGGACUAGUGGCAGUGAUCAAGAGGCAGGUACCGCUGGCGGGCCAGCUCGACCACCAACUAGCAUGGGGACAGGGCUGGGGCUGGGUGACAUUACCCAACGGAGUAUGGAGUGGACGUCUCACUUGGUCCCAAGAUGGGGAAGAUUUUGCGCUGCACGCCAUGCCGAUAAUGCACCACACCAAUGUGUCCCAAGCCUGCUCCAUGCUGGACGGCGUCACCGCCUACGAAGCAUCAGCUUACGAACAAGCCUUAGCAGAGUAUGAUGAUACCGGAACAUCCGAUGACUGGGACUUCGGUAUCGACUGUGGUGAUUUCAUGAUGUAAACGAGAACAUUAUUCACGGUGUGGUCUUAAUUGAUUUAUGAUUGACACUGCCAAACUACUUACAGUAAAUCAAAAUGAUACAGAGCACAUACAUGAUGUUGUGAUAGAAAGAUUGACGAUGAAAUAUCAAAUGCCUAACUGAAGUUCUGAAAUGUAUCAUGGCCUAUAAUACUGGAACUUGUUUGAUCACUGAGCAAAAAAGAUGAAAACAUACAAACCCAACUGCAAACACAAGGAUUCCUUAUCGGGCACGCAAAAUCGUAAUAUUAAGAGUCAGUACAGUAUAUUUUUUGUUCUAUUUAGCACUUACACAGAUUGCCAUUGCAUUUUAAAAGUCAAAUAUUGUGACGCCUUUGUGAAUAUAAUUAAGGAUGUAACAGCACAUACAAGAUAAAUAAGAAAAUCAGUGCUUGCAUAUCAUAAUGGUAUUUAAGUUUCUUAUAGCCAUAUCUAGAAAAUAUUAAACGAAAUAGAAAAAGAAAACGAACGCUAAAACAUUAUAAGGAAUCCUCAAGUUUGCAGUCGUCCAAAGUGUAUGUGUUACUGUAUCGGUCAAAUACAGAAAUCAUAAAUUUAUAGACGAAAAUCGUUUUAAUAAUGACCAUUCCGUGAAUAAUAUCGUAAAAGAUCUAUAAUCCAAAAAGGUUCAUAGAUUAAAAAUCACUACCGACAAGUCAAAUUACCACGUGUUCUUAGUUAUAGUAACUUUUAACAUAAUUUGCGUGUAUUUUGUAAUUUUUCAAGCGAUUUAAUUUACUAGAUCAUGAUUAAUGAUAUGAAACAGGAAAUCAAAAGAUUAACUUGUCAUAUUGUUCUCAAGACGAUCCUACGUUGAGCAGUGCCAAAUGUUUCUUGUAAAGAUAAACUGUUGGAAUUUGUUUUUAAAGUGCCGGUCACGAUAAAAUAUUUACAUAUAUUAUGUGUAUGUGCCAAAUGUCGAUUGAAAUUGAUGGUAUUUAUGUAAAAAACAUUGAAUUAAAACCUCUUUUUUUUUCGUUUUGCGUAGCUAUAAGCACGUGUGACAUAGACGAUGCAGUUCAUUCCUGAGAAGAAG
This is a messenger RNA of Bombyx mandarina (wild silkworm), 2006 nucleotides long. RefSeq lists its product as uncharacterized. NCBI's taxonomy places the organism in Eukaryota, Metazoa, Arthropoda, Insecta, Lepidoptera, Bombycidae. Gene Ontology annotation, cellular component: membrane. The record is from RefSeq and is a predicted model, not a curated record. Gene Ontology annotation, biological process: regulation of cell differentiation.